Cynoglossus semilaevis (tongue sole) is the source of this 2030-nucleotide messenger RNA. RefSeq names its product cytochrome c oxidase assembly factor heme A:farnesyltransferase COX10 (gene cox10). Gene Ontology annotation, biological process: heme A biosynthetic process. NCBI's taxonomy places the organism in Eukaryota, Metazoa, Chordata, Actinopteri, Pleuronectiformes, Cynoglossidae. The transcript is spliced from 7 exons. Gene Ontology annotation, molecular function: protoheme IX farnesyltransferase activity. The coding region runs from base 119 to 1531 and encodes 470 amino acids. Gene Ontology annotation, cellular component: mitochondrion; mitochondrial membrane. The record is from RefSeq and is a predicted model, not a curated record.
CCUAUUUUGUUGCGCUCCAGUCUGGUUUCCGGAUGUACCCGGAAGUUCUUCACUCCACCGCGAAAGGUCAAAAUGGCGGCUUGCUGCAUGUGAACGGGUCAAACGGGUGCCGGGAAACAUGUAUAAAGGGCCAUGUAGCAGACUGUCAGGCCUAAUUGGUGCAAGUGUAAAACCGAAUAUCGUUCAAAAGGCUCCGCAAUGGCACAGAACCGCCCGAAAUCUGAUACACUGGCACAGGAGAGAUACGUCUAGGCUGUCGACUUAUCAGCAUCUCAGCUUUCUUAAACGCCAGUAUGUAACAAAAAACAACAAUGAGCUUCAUCAACGUGCCGUCCCUAAACAGAGACCCCUUGCAUCUAUUGUGGAUGAAAGUGAUAAUGGUGUUGAUAGACAGGCAGAAAGGAUACCCACCAUUGGGGUCCAAGGACAUGUGCCAGAUAGAAAAGAUGUUACCACCAUGUCACAACCUGAAGAGCUUGUCGGUACAAAGGUGCCACAUAAUCUUUCUGUAUCCAAUACUGCUGUCAAUACCAACGAGAAUCCUCACGUCUUGAUUGAGUCAGAGGAGUCAAAGGAAGCACGACUGGACAGGCAGUGGAAAAUGCUGAAAGUUGAAAUGGAGGACUUACCAAGCAUUUAUGCCAAACUGGCCAAAAUCAAACUAACGGCUUUGGUAGUUACAACUGCAGCGGCUGGUUAUGCAAUGGCUCCGGUACCCUUUGAUCCCCUCAUCUUCGUUGUCUCUUCUCUGGGAACAGGCCUGGCCUCUUGUAGUGCCAAUUCCAUCAACCAGUACUUUGAGGUGCCCUUUGACUCCAACAUGAACCGUACAAAGAAUCGUCCCCUGGUUCGAGGACAGAUCAGCCCCCUCCAUGCAGUCUCCUUUGCUCUGGCCACUGGAGCAUCUGGAGUUGCUCUCCUCACAUUGGCUGUUAAUCCGUUGACUGGUUUCCUCGGCGCCCUCAACAUCUUCCUCUACACCUGCUGCUACACACCACUCAAGAGGCUCAGCAUCACCAACACUUGGGUGGGGGCAGUGGUGGGGGCGAUACCUCCCAUUAUGGGCUGGACGGCUGCCACGGGGAGUCUAGCACCAGGUGCCUUGGUGUUGGGUGCCUUCCUCUACAGCUGGCAGUUCCCUCACUUCAACGCUCUCAGCUGGAACCUGAGGGAGGACUACUCGCGCGGCGGCUACCGCAUGAUGUCCGUCACCCACCCCGACAUGUGCAGACGGGUGGCCCUGCGCCACAGCGUGGGCCUCAUUGGCCUGUCUACAGUAGCACCUGUGCUGGACCUUACCACUUGGACCUUCCCGGUCAUCUCGUUGCCCAUCAACCUGUACAUCAGCUACUUAGCUUACAAUUUCCAUAAAAAAGCAGACCGCAACAGCUCCCGCCAGUUGUUCUUCUGCAGCCUCUGGCACCUGCCCAUGCUACUGCUGCUGGCCCUCACUUGCAAGAAGCCUCGAAAAGACCCCGAGGAUGUGGCUGGAUCUCCAGCUGCUCCUUUAUCACUCACGCCGCAGAGCUAAUCUUUAAGAGAAGAGUGUUCAACUCCUCAACGACCUCGGUUUAACCAAGACACUGUCUCCAUAGAGAUCAGGUGACGGACAUGCGAUUGAACCUGUUUAUUUAAGUCGGUCACAUUCACACAUCAGGAAGUGAUGAAAGGGAUCAACGCAGCUAAUUUACCAUAAAACACACAGACUUAUUACAUUAGCCUGUAAUAUUUCAUUCUAUGUGUGUGUGCACUGUACAUAUAUAUCCUGUAUUUAUUUGCACAGACACCCAACUGUUCCUCUGUGUGCUGUAAAUGACAAUAAUGUUCGUUUAUUUCUUUUGAUCCACAGCAGUUGUUUGGUAUGUGCUUUACCCGAUGCAUUGUGCUAAUGCUAAAUAAAGAUCAUGUCUUAGCAACAUUUGAAAUAUGAUGUAGGAAAGUUAACACUAACCAGUUGUUUUCUUUCAGCAGAUUGACGACUCUUCAUCAGCAAGGCUUUGUGUAUCCUGAAAGUAAAUGCAGCAUCAUAU